This is a messenger RNA of Homalodisca vitripennis (glassy-winged sharpshooter), 582 nucleotides long. RefSeq lists its product as uncharacterized. Lineage: Eukaryota; Metazoa; Arthropoda; Insecta; Hemiptera; Cicadellidae. Bases 1 to 582 code for a protein of 193 amino acids. The record is from RefSeq and is a predicted model, not a curated record. Gene Ontology annotation, molecular function: nucleic acid binding. The transcript has a single exon.
AUGGGCCUGAAGAAAAACUGCCUAAACCUCCCAGAAAAAAGUGUUAUUGUAAUGGACAAUGCACCCUAUCAUUGCCAUCAAGAAAAUAAGGCGCCAACAAAGUACGCUGUGAAAAAGGAAAUGAUAGACUGGCUGCAGAGUAACAACAUACAAUGCUCAGCAGAUAUGAAAAAGUUUCAGUUGUACGAGCUGAUAGAAAAGCACAAACCUAAAGAAAAGGUGUAUCGCAUCGACGUGGCGUUGCAGAGGCGAGGCCAUGCGGUUCUCAGAUUACCACCCUACAAGUGUGAAUUAAACCCAAUUGAGCUGGCCUGGGCUAAAAUCAAGAGAGUGGUGAAAGGAAACAACAUAAGAGGAGACCUUUCACUAACGAAACUGGAAGAGGCAACACAAGAAGCGCAAAGUUCUGUUAGCAAGAUCGACUGGGAAGGCUUCACAAACCACACCUUGAAGCUAGAACAACACUACUGGGAACAGGACGGCUUGAUGGAAGAUGCCAUUGACAAAUUCGUGAUUGAGUUGGGCGGAAUAGACAGCAGUGACAGUGAAGUGUCAGAUGACAGUGAGGAAGAAAAUAUCUGA